Molecule: messenger RNA, 1410 nt
Organism: Penicillium crustosum
Lineage: Eukaryota; Fungi; Ascomycota; Eurotiomycetes; Eurotiales; Aspergillaceae
Product: oleate delta-12 desaturase odeA
Exons: 2
Coding region: 1-1410 (469 amino acids)
Biological process (GO): lipid metabolic process
Molecular function (GO): oxidoreductase activity
Source: RefSeq, a predicted model, not a curated record
AUGUCGUCUACCGCAAUCCCCAAGCGCGUUGCGCUCAAUCGCAACCCCGCUACAGAGUCCUCGGCGACUAGCUCUAUCUCGGCCUCGCCCUUUGACAGCCCUCGCCAGUCCCCCUCCUCUACCUCCCUUUCCUCCAUGGCUUCGGACCAGGAGGCCAGCAAGAUGCUUGAUACCUAUGGCAACGAGUUCAAGAUCCCAGAUUAUACGAUCAAGCAGAUCCGCGAUGCUAUUCCCGCUCACUGCUUCCACCGCUCCGCCGCCACCAGUUUGUACUAUGUCUUCCGUGACAUGGCCCUUCUGGGAUCCGUCUUCUACCUUUUCCACAACUAUGUCACCCCCGAGACUGUCCCCUUCCUGCCGGCUCGCGUGGCCCUCUGGACCCUGUACACCAUCGUGCAGGGUCUCGUCGGCACCGGCGUGUGGGUUCUGGCCCACGAGUGUGGUCACCAAGCCUUCUCCCCCUCCAAGGUCCUGAACGACACCGUUGGCUGGAUCUGCCACUCUCUCCUGCUCGUCCCCUACUUCUCCUGGAAGAUCUCCCACGGCAAGCACCACAAGGCCACCGGUAACCUGGCCCGCGAUAUGGUCUUCGUCCCCAAGACCCGUGAACAGUACGCCACCCGCGUCGGCAAGACCCUCCACGAGCUCGGCGAGCUGUGCGAGGAGACUCCCAUCCUGACUGCCGGCAACCUCCUGGCCCAGCAGCUCUUCGGCUGGCCUAUGUACCUCCUCAACAACGUCACUGGUCACAACAACCACUCCAAGCAGCCCGAGGGCCGCGGUGUGGGCAAGCAGAACGGCUGGUUCGGCGGUGUCAACCACUUCAACCCCUCCAGCCCUCUGUACGAGGCCAAGGACGCCAAGCUGAUUGUCCUGAGUGACCUUGGUCUCCUCAUCGUUGGCACUGGCCUGUACUACAUCGGCACCAACUACGGCUGGUUGAACCUGCUCGUCUGGUACGGUCUCCCGUACCUGUGGGUGAACCACUGGCUCGUUGCCAUUACCUUCCUCCAGCACACCGACCCUACCCUCCCUCACUACCAGCCUGAAGUGUGGAACUUCGCCCGCGGUGCUGCCGCCACCAUUGACCGUGACUUCGGCUUUGUCGGCCGCCAUAUCUUCCACGGUAUCAUCGAGACCCACGUGCUGCACCACUACGUCAGCAACAUCCCUUUCUACAACGCCGACGAGGCCAGCGAUGCCAUCAAGGGUGUUAUGGGCAACCACUACCGCUCCGAGGCUCACACCGGCUGGACUGGUUUCUUCAAGGCCAUGUGGACCUCUGCCCGCGUCUGCCACUGGGUUGAGCCCACUGAAGGUGCCACUGGUGAGAGCCAGGGCGUUAUGUUCUACCGCAACACCAACGGCAUCGGUGUUCCUCCUGCCAAGAUGGCCGCCAAGGCUCAAUAG